This is a messenger RNA of Lontra canadensis (Northern American river otter), 1185 nucleotides long. RefSeq names its product malonyl-CoA-acyl carrier protein transacylase (gene MCAT). Bases 16 to 1155 code for a protein of 379 amino acids. The transcript has 4 exons. Gene Ontology annotation, molecular function: transferase activity. Lineage: Eukaryota; Metazoa; Chordata; Mammalia; Carnivora; Mustelidae. The record is from RefSeq and is a predicted model, not a curated record.
GGCCCCGGCCUCACCAUGAUCCUGCGGGUGGCGCGGGCCGCGUGGUCCCGGGGCUGGGGCGCGGGUUGCCGCCGCGGCGCCGCGGACUUUCCGCUGCCCCCGCCGCGCGCCGUGGACGUGGCGGAGCUGCUGCGAGACGCCACGGCCGCGGAGGAAGAGCCGCGGGAGGCAGCGGCGCGGCGGCCGCCGGGCCAGUGCUCGGUGCUGCUCUUCCCCGGCCAGGGCAGCCAGGUGGUGGGCAUGGGCCGGGGGCUGCUCCGCUACCCGCGCGUCCGCGAGCUCUACGCCGCCGCCCGCAGCGUGCUGGGCUACGACCUGCUGGAGCUGAGCCUGCACGGGCCGCAGGAGGCCCUGGACCGCACGGCGCACUGCCAGCCCGCCGUCUUCGUGGCGUCGCUGGCCGCCGUGGAGAAGCUGCAUCACCUGCAGCCCGCGGUGAUUGAGAACUGUGUUGCUGCUGCUGGAUUCAGUGUGGGAGAAUUUGCAGCCCUAGUGUUUGCUGGAGCCAUGGAAUUUUCUGAAGGUUUGUAUGCAGUGAAAGUCCGAGCUGAGGCCAUGCAGGAAGCUUCGGAAGCUGUCCCCAGUGGGAUGUUGUCUGUCCUCGGCCAGCCUCAGUCCAAGUUCACCGUUGCGUGUUUGGAAGCCCAGGAGCACUGCAAGACUUUGGGCAUAGAGAACCCCGUGUGCGAGGUGGCCAACUACCUCUAUCCUGAUUGCAGGGUGAUCUCAGGACACCUGGAGGCGCUGCAGUUCCUGCGGGAGAAUUCCUCCAAGUAUCACUUCAGGCGCGCCAAGAUGCUGCCCGUUAGCGGAGGCUUCCAUACCCGCCUCAUGGAGCCGGCCUUGGAGCCCCUCGAACAAGUUCUAAAGUCGAUCGGUGUCAGGAAGCCGCUGGUGUCCGUCCACUCAAACGUCGACGGGAACAGAUACAUGCACCCCAGACACAUCCAGAAGCUGCUGGUGCGGCAGGUGGUCUCCCCGGUGAAGUGGGAGCAGACGAUGCAUGCCAUUUACGAGAGGAAGAGGGGCACGGAGUUCCCCCAGACUUUCGAGGUGGGGCCCGGGAAGCAGCUGGGGGCCGUCCUGAAGGGCUGCAACCUGCGGGCCUGGAGGUCGUACCGGCACGUGGAGGUGCUGGAGGAUGACGGGACCUAGACCAGGCCCCCGCCCCCACGCUGGGAGCUC